Molecule: messenger RNA, 1598 nt
Organism: Rhodamnia argentea
Lineage: Eukaryota; Viridiplantae; Streptophyta; Magnoliopsida; Myrtales; Myrtaceae
Product: 2-oxoglutarate-Fe(II) type oxidoreductase hxnY-like
Exons: 12
Coding region: 169-1014 (281 amino acids)
Source: RefSeq, a predicted model, not a curated record
GCCAGGCGGAGAAGCAGCACCGAGCAUGAAUGACGCCAACGCCAUCGAAGUCGCCGGAGUUCCGACUUCGACUCUCAACUGUAUAGAUCUCUCGAGUUCGGAUAUGCAACAGCGUGCUUGGAUUCUGGCUUUUUCUACGUGAUCAAUCAUGGAAUCAGCCAGGAUUUGAUGGAGGAGGUCUUCGUCCAGAGCAGGCGGUUCUUCGGUUUGCCUUUGAGCGAGAAGAUGAAGCUGUUGAGGAACGUGAAGCACCGAGGCUAUACUCCUUUGUUCGAUCAAGUCCUCGAUCCUGCAAAUCAGAUUCACGGAGAUGAUAAGGAGGGAUACUACAUAGGAGUGGAAGUACCAGAGGACGAUUCGGGUGCACAGAAGCCUCAUUUUGGACCAAACCUAUGGCCUUCUGAGGAUAUAUUGCCAAGAUGGAGGCAGGCGAUGGAACAAUUUGGUAGUCAAGCAUUAAAUGUGGCAAAAGUAGUGGCAAGGAUCAUUGCUCUAGCACUUGAUCUGGAGGCUGAUUUUUUUGAUAAUUCAGAAAUACUCGGCGAGCCUAUUGUGACCUUGCGCUUGUUGCACUAUGAAGGUCUAGUCUCUAAUCCCUCUAAAGGAAUAGAUGGAGCUGGGGCAUAUUCGGAUUUUAAUUUUAUUACCUUGUUGGCAACAGAUGAUGUCCCAGGUCUCCAAAUUUGCAAGAACAAGGAUGCUAAACCUCCGACAUGGGAAUAUGUGCAACCUAUGAGGGGAGCAUUCAUAGUGAAUCUUGGUGAUAUGCUAGAACGAUGGAGCAAUUGUAUUUUCAGGUCCACCCUCCAUCGAGUUAUAGGGAAUGGUCAAGAUCGGUAUUCUAUUGCAUUCUUCCUGAAGCCUAACCAUGAUUGUCUCAUUGAGUGCUUGCCAACAUGUGCGUCAGAGGAAAAUCCUCCCAAGUUUCCGCCUGUCCAAUGUCAGACUUACUUGUCCCAAAGAUUCAAAGAUACUCAUGCUGAUUUAACUGUAUACAAAAGGGAAGGAGCUUAGAGUUUGCCAGUGAGAGCGGAAGCCUGUCAACCUGCACUUGCCUGAAGUAGGGGUAUGCUUGGAGAACUCAUACAGAUGUGCAUAAUGAGCUCUUAGAGAAAAGCGUUCAAUGGGGUACCUACAUGUUCAUAUAUAUGCAUAUACAACCAAUAAUCAGUUCAUGUUUAUGCAUGGAAGCAAUAGUUCAGCCGCUUCCGCUUAAAUUAGAUGGUUUGUACACGCAACUCUUUCAAGAAAGGAAAAGAGAAGAAAAUGACACACGUCUAAGCGCCAACUCUCCUGCGAUGCAACAGAUGGAUCCGCCCACUUUUCAACGAUAGUUUUGCGAGAUGGGACCGUACAUGCAACUUUCUGUAUCCUUGACAAGAUUUUUCUAGACGAGGUGGGCGUGUCGCUAAGCCUACAAAGGAUUGAAAAUAUGACCGGCUGAGGAGAGAGCAAGCAUUUCCAUGUGGGUCGGACUACGGGUGGCAUUGGCAAGUGCACUGACCGAGAUCGAAAGCAUUUUAGCAACAUUGGCUGCUACUUUCGCUAUAAAACACAGAAACAAGCUUUAGACACAGAAAUACUUGACUUGGUUCUCU